Messenger RNA from Paramecium octaurelia, 530 nucleotides. Lineage: Eukaryota; Ciliophora; Oligohymenophorea; Peniculida; Parameciidae. The record is from the annotation of a GenBank genome assembly.
AUGGAAUUGGGAUUAGGAGCCUUUGGGGUUAUGAAAAAAGUAUUUGAUAAAUAGCGAUCUAAAUCAGUAGCUAUAAAGGAAAUUAAGCUAAUUGAUUAAGGCGUUUCAAAUUCGACAAUGAGAGAAAUUUUGUAUAUUAUAAAUGUUAAAACAUCCAAAUAUUUUAAAGUAAUUUUGUAAUCCUAAUAAAGUUUGAUUGAGACAAAGUAUUUUAUUGAACAAUAGAAGAUAUUCCUUGUAUUCGAAUUGAUGCAAAUGAUCUCAGUAAAUACUUAAAUGAGGAUAAACCAAUAGUUUAAAUUGGAUAAAGCAAAUCAUAUAUUAAAUACUUUUUGGUUUACCCUAUUGCCAUGGUAAAAGAGUUUUACAUAGAGAUCUUAAACCACAAAAUAUUCUAUUAAAUGGAAUGACAAUAAAAAUUGCAAACUUCGGAAUGUCCAAAGUUUUUCCAAUUUAAAUGAAAAAAUCCUCAUCAGAAGUCUUUACUCUAUAGUAGAGUGCUCCAGAAAUUCUACUCGGAGAUGAUAAUG